Molecule: messenger RNA, 2142 nt
Organism: Felis catus (domestic cat)
Lineage: Eukaryota; Metazoa; Chordata; Mammalia; Carnivora; Felidae
Gene: SMCO3
Product: single-pass membrane protein with coiled-coil domains 3
Exons: 2
Coding region: 301-978 (225 amino acids)
Source: RefSeq, a predicted model, not a curated record
GUCCAUUCAAGAACAGAAAAUUAAAUGGCUCACUACUUUACUAGUCUUUCUAAUUAUGUUACUUAACAUACACUGACUUUAUAUUACACAGGAAAUAGAAGAAUUCUGAGAACAAAGAAUGCAGAAAUUGUCUAUAAACCAGACAGGCAGAGGGACCCAGCAGAGACUAGCAAAGGCUAUAAGUCAUCACAUUCCACGGAAACAUCCGGAUGAAACCAGAUGAAAAAGCCCUUCAGCAAUACUCCUAAACAAGCUGGGGCUACUGAACUCAGGAACACAGCAAGAAGUUAUAUUUGAAAUAUGGCUCACAGUGACUUCCUCUACCCAGAUAACCCAAGGAGAAGGCAAGAAGUCAACCGUCUUCACCAGCAGCUUCUUGACUGCUUAUCUGAUAGCUUCAACGCCACCAAUAAGCUCAUUGGGGUUUUAAACAUGCACUUGCGGUGCAGCCUGGCCUCCAUUGAGAUGAAAAGAGAUGGGACCAUCAAGGAAAACUGUGAUAUCAUCAUCCAAGCCAUGAUGGAAAUCCAAAAAGAAUUGCAAAAGGUUGAUGAAGCACUGAAAGAUAAACUAGAGCCAACCCUUUACAGAAAACUUCAGGAUAUUAAAGAAAGGGAAACAGAGAAAAUUGCAAUAGUACAAAAGGUCAUUUCAGUCAUCCUGGGAGAAGCUACUUCUGCAGCCAGUGCAGUGGCUGUCAAACUUGUGGGCUCAAAUGUCACAACUGGCAUAAUUAACAAGUUGGUCACCGUGUUAGCUCAAAUUGGCGCUUCUCUCCUUGGUAGUAUAGGGGUUGCUGUUCUUGGCCUUGGCAUAGAUAUGAUUUUCCGUGCUAUCCUGGGAGCAGUGGAGAAAACACAGCUUCAAGCAGCCAUUAAAAGUUAUGAGAAGCAUCUGGUGGAAUUCAAGUCAGCUUCAGAAAAAUAUCAUCAUGCCAUUACCGAAGUCACCAACAUAGUGAAACACCAAAUGAAAUAAACAGCCACUGUGCCACUUCUGCUUCUCAACAACAGUGUUCUGCUUCUUUGAUUAGGUUCAUUUUCUGUACGUUUCCAACAUGGACAUAAAUACAGUUAACAACGUGGAAAGAUGGUUUAGAGAUGCUGAAACUAGAUGCCUCUAGAGUUUUGUAUCAACAAUGAAUGCCUAAAUCAGCUGGUGCUAGACCCUGUGGGGUAAAAUUAUAUCCCAGGAUACCUUCUUACACUGCUGUACCAGAUCAACAUUAGGUUUAAUGCUACUGUAGGAGAGCAGGUGUAAGGGUUACCUUUUCCUUUUCUAAUUCCUCAAAUCUUUAAAAUUUACACUGACUUUUGUUUCUACUACUAGCUUCAGACAUCAUUUAGUUCUAAGGCGAUGUACUUGGUAACUGCUGCCUAGACAAACUGUGACCUUUGAAUGAAAUAGAAAUGCAACCAUAAUUUUGUUCAUCAGGUUAAAUCCAAUUGUCUAUAAACUGGAAGAGACUGAAAUAUGGUUUUGCAACAAUCCAAUCAUGAAAGAACACAAUGGUUCUUUACCUUCUACUAAUCACACGCUAUAACCUGGAUGGAUUUUUUAAAAGAUAAAAGUUAAAACUAAAAAGAUAAAGGCUCUGUUUCUAUAAUGGCAAUCAACCCUGACCAACUGUGGUGUGAUGAUUAAAUUAUCCCUCAUGUGAACGUGUGAACCCUCUGGAACAUUUAAAAAGAAAACAUGUAAACCCCAGCUACACUUACAUAACAUGCAUUUAGGAUGCAGGGGAGGAAGCUGUUACUCUCUUAAGAAUUUGUCACUUUGUCAUUUAAAGGAGAGUCAUAAUUUUUAUUACCCUGAGUUUUCAGAAAAAUGAAAUUUCAUUUUCAAUACUAUCAGAAUGGAAGCUACCUCUGCUACAUAAAACGUUAGGUGGCCCAUUUCAUUAAUUACCUGAUUUCAGAAAAAUCCAGAGGUUGAGGCCUAAUGGUUCAGUUAAUUUCUACAGACACAAGUGUUUUUUCGCCAAUAACUACCCAUUGAGACUCUUAGGUUCUAGUCACAAAAUUAUUAAUAAGUUGUUGAUGCAAGAAUGUGUUUGUUACAGUUUAUUUUUUGCAUAAAAGAAAUGUCUUGAGAUUUUAAAAUCUCAUCAUGUCCCCAAAAUUAAAAAGCUAGAUGAAAUAC